CUUCCUUUUCAGGCCAUGGGAGUUGGGAGAUGCCGUGGUCACUCCUCAGGUGCUCAGGGAGGAAGCAGCAAGUGGCAGGAGUGGGUGGAGAUGCUUCUGUCACUGGCAGGAGAUAAAUACAGAGAUGGCAGGCACUUGGCUUCUUGUGGCAUUCUGAUGACCAGAACUUCCCCUGUGAUGAGCCACACUUUUUCAAGAAACUUCUUCAAUGUUGCUGCACCACUAAUAAAUAAAAGAAAAGAAUAUUCUGAAAGAAGAAUUAUAGGGUAUUCCAUGCAGGAGAUGUAUGAAGUUGUUGCUGUUGUGGAGAAUUACAAACUCUUUGUUCCUUGGUGUAAAAAGUCCGACAUUCUCUCGAGGCGCUCUGGGUACUGCAAAGCAGAGCUGGAAAUAGGAUUCCCUCCUGUAGUAGAGAGAUACACAUCCAUUGUAACCCUAGUGAGACCACAUUUAGUUAAGGCAUCAUGCACAGAUGGGAAACUCUUUAAUCACUUGGAAACAGUGUGGCGUUUGAGCCCUGGUAUCCCUGGGUAUCCAAGGACAUGUACAUUGGAUUUUUCAAUUUCUUUUGAAUUUCGUUCACUUCUACACUCAAAACUUGCUACACUAUUUUUUGAUGAAGUUGUAAAGCAGAUGGUUGCUGCCUUUGAAAGAAGAGCAUCCAAACUCCACGGCCCAGAAACCAGCAUUCCUCGGGAGCUGAUGCUGCAUGAAGUUCAUCAGACGUAAAGGGAAACUGUAACAACCCCAGCUAUAAACUUGUCUGUACACUUCA
Melospiza melodia melodia is the source of this 775-nucleotide messenger RNA. It is a transcript of the gene COQ10B, whose product is annotated as coenzyme Q10B. The transcript has 5 exons. Lineage: Eukaryota; Metazoa; Chordata; Aves; Passeriformes; Passerellidae. Gene Ontology annotation, cellular component: mitochondrion. Gene Ontology annotation, biological process: cellular respiration; ubiquinone biosynthetic process. Gene Ontology annotation, molecular function: ubiquinone binding. Bases 16 to 729 code for a protein of 237 amino acids. The record is from RefSeq and is a predicted model, not a curated record.